UUACUCCGAUCUUCAUUUCUUCCGCUUUCUACCUUCUUCUUCUUUUUCUUCUUCUUCACUAUGGGUCAAGGUACUCCCGGCGGUCUGAACAAGGGAGGACUUCCCGGCGACCGAAAGCAUGAUGGCGAUAAGAAAGAGAAGAAGUUUGAACCAGCGGCGCCACCGGCCCGCGUCGGCCGCAAACAGCGAAAGCAGAAAGGUCCUGAAGCAGCCGCGCGGCUCCCCACCGUAACCCCUCUGACAAAAUGCAAGCUUCGGCUUUUAAAGCUAGAGCGCAUCAAAGAUUACCUUCUUAUGGAGGAAGAGUUUGUCAGUAACCAGGAGAGGUUGAAGCCCCAAGAAGAUAAGAACGAAGAGGACCGAUCGAAGGUCGAUGAUCUCCGGGGAUCGCCAAUGAGCGUCGGAAACCUUGAAGAGCUUAUCGACGAGAAUCAUGCCAUCGUUUCGUCGUCCGUUGGCCCGGAAUAUUAUGUUGGGAUACUGUCGUUUGUGGACAAGGACCAGCUUGAGCCUGGAUGUGCCAUCCUUAUGCACAACAAGGUACUUUCUGUUGUUGGGCUUCUUCAAGAUGAGGUUGAUCCAAUGGUUUCUGUAAUGAAGGUUGAGAAAGCUCCAUUGGAAUCAUAUGCUGAUAUAGGUGGAUUAGAUGCCCAGAUACAGGAAAUUAAGGAGGCAGUGGAGCUUCCACUUACUCAUCCGGAAUUGUAUGAGGACAUUGGUAUCAAGCCUCCAAAAGGUGUCAUACUAUAUGGAGAACCUGGAACAGGGAAGACAUUACUUGCCAAGGCAGUGGCAAACUCCACAUCAGCAACUUUCUUGCGUGUUGUUGGGAGUGAGUUGAUCCAGAAGUACUUGGGUGAUGGCCCAAAAUUGGUGAGGGAACUAUUUAGAGUUGCUGAUGAUCUUUCACCAUCAAUUGUCUUCAUUGAUGAAAUUGAUGCAGUAGGAACGAAAAGGUAUGAUGCCCAUUCAGGUGGUGAGCGUGAGAUUCAGAGAACCAUGUUAGAACUGCUUAACCAGUUAGAUGGUUUUGACUCAAGGGGAGAUGUCAAGGUGAUUCUUGCAACAAAUAGAAUUGAAAGUCUUGAUCCUGCAUUGCUUCGUCCUGGGCGGAUAGAUAGAAAGAUUGAAUUCCCUCUUCCUGAUAUUAAAACAAGAAGGCGCAUUUUCCAGAUACACACAUCAAGGAUGACAUUGGCAGAUGAUGUCAAUUUAGAGGAGUUUGUGAUGACCAAAGAUGAGUUCUCUGGAGCUGAUAUCAAGGCUAUUUGUACUGAAGCUGGGUUGCUUGCAUUAAGAGAGCGCCGCAUGAAGGUAACACAUGUGGACUUUAAGAAGGCUAAGGAAAAGGUUAUGUUUAAGAAGAAAGAAGGGGUGCCUGAAGGACUUUACAUGUAGAACUUCUUGUCCUGUGGGCUUCAAGGGCAUUUACAUGUUUUGCUUUUCCUUUCUUCCCUUUUCCCCCUUUUUGGAUAUGACAUCUGUUGACUUAUUGUAUAACGUUAAGCUUAUCAAGCACUUGAAAUGACCAUCUUUCAUGGGAGUGUCAUACAUCUAUUUGUAUUAGCUCUCACAUAUUUAUCCAACAUUUUGUGUUCCAGACGGCGUUAUUAACUGAUUCA
Messenger RNA from Nelumbo nucifera (sacred lotus), 1622 nucleotides. Its product is annotated as 26S proteasome regulatory subunit 4 homolog B. Lineage: Eukaryota; Viridiplantae; Streptophyta; Magnoliopsida; Proteales; Nelumbonaceae. Gene Ontology annotation, molecular function: ATP hydrolysis activity; ATP binding. The record is from RefSeq and is a predicted model, not a curated record.